UUUUUCCAAAAAUGGCGAGCAUGAAUUUUCCAGGUACUAGUCCAUCUUAACUUUCAGAGCUGGAUGAGAUCAUACAGAGACAACAGAGAGAUGUAGAGGAGGUCAAUAAGUGUAUAAAGGACAGCAAGCAGCUGACCCAUGCCUUGCAGGCCUCUCUGGGUGACCUCUCAGAGAUCAUCCUCAAGCAUGAUUCCUCUAAUAUCGAGUUCGAUCAUGAGCCAUAUAAAAACGUAGUUGCUGCUCUCGAGGAAGCUAGGAAAAUGGAGAAUGAUAAAGAAUAUUUUAAGGAGAAAAUUAAGGGCAAAGCUUGGAAAGAUGAAGGAAUUGGAAGAUCACCAGCUAAUUUCGAAGAACAAAAAUCAGCCCAAAAAUUGCCAAUGAAGAAAGCCCCAAGUGAUCCCUUUGGUAACCUCGAAGAAAUGAUUCUUGGCAAAGAAGAAACUGAAACCAGAGAUAUCACAAUUGACGAUAAUACUGAUAUUUUUUCAAGCAGAUCCAAAGCUAAAAUCAACCAAGAGGAAUCCAGAGGAGAUCUAUUCGAUAAACCAGAAGCAAACUUGGAUGACAUUAUCGAACACCUAACCAAAAUUAUGAAGCCAUUCGACAAGAAAAAGGCUGAGAAAAAGGUCCCUUCAAGGAUAAAGAUAUCGAAAUACCUACUUGAUUGCAAAAAUGAUGCUGUGAAGGAAAGUUCUGAUGAGUCAAAGAUCAAGAAAAUCUGCAAGUACAUUGCCAAUUACUCCCUGGAUGUGUAUUCAAGUAACCUCAAAGGGAUCCACCAGAUGUUGUAUUUUGAAACCAUUGAGAUGAUGAAGAAUGACUAUAUCGAGCUCAGCUUCCAAAAUUAUAUGGAAAGCAACCCAAAGUUUGACACAUUCUUAAACAAUCUAUUCUCAAGAGCUCGUAAUUUUAUGGGAGAAUUACAAGAGAAGCUAAACAAAAGGAAUGAUCAAUCCUCUGACACUCAGAGUAGUAGUUCUAAAGAUGACCCUUUUACUUUCCUCAACAAAUACUUUAAAUCCGCCCUAAGAAUCCUGAGCGCUUCAAACAGUGAAUCUAGAUUUGGCAGAUUCUAAGAAUCUAACAAAGUUCAACCAAU
Messenger RNA from Moneuplotes crassus, 1099 nucleotides. The record is from the annotation of a GenBank genome assembly. NCBI's taxonomy places the organism in Eukaryota, Ciliophora, Spirotrichea, Euplotida, Euplotidae.